This is a messenger RNA of Xyrauchen texanus (razorback sucker), 1026 nucleotides long. Its product is annotated as keratin-associated protein 10-6-like. The transcript has 5 exons. Bases 1 to 1026 code for a protein of 341 amino acids. The record is from RefSeq and is a predicted model, not a curated record. NCBI's taxonomy places the organism in Eukaryota, Metazoa, Chordata, Actinopteri, Cypriniformes, Catostomidae.
AUGAACUUUGAAGAGUUGAAAAACACAGCCGUCGUGUUCUCAGGGCCAAAGAGGAAAAGGCCCAUCCAAGCUGUUAUUAGCAUCAGGUCCAAAAGCCAGUGUCUGUAUGUGCCAGGGGUGUGCCAGUGUCUGUGUGUGCCAGGGGUGUGUCAGUGUCUUUGUGUGCCAGGGGUGUGUCAGUGUGUGCCAGGGGUGUGUCAGUGUCUGUGUCUGCCAGGGGUGUGUCAGUGUCAGUGUGUGCCAGGGGUGUGUCAGUGUCAGUGUGUGCCAGGGGUGUGCCAGUGUCAGUGUGUGCCAGGCGUGUGCCAGGCGUGUGCCAGUGUCUGCGUGUGCCAGUGUCUGUGUGUGCCAGGGGUGUGUCAGUGUCUGUGUGUGCCAGGGGUGUGUCAGUGUCUGUGUGUGCGCCAGGGGUGUGUCAGUGUCUGCCAGGCGUGUGCCAGUGUCUGGGUGUGUCAGUGUCUGUGUGUGCCAGGGGUGUGUCAGUGUCUGUGUGUGCCAGGGGUGUGUCAGUGUCUGUAUGGGCCAGGGGUGUGUCAGUGUCUGUGUGUGCGCCAGGGGUGUGUCAGUGUCUGUGUGUGCCAGGGGUGUGUCAGUGUCUGUGUGUGCCAGGGGUGUGUCAGUGUCUGUGUGUGCCAGGGGUGUGUCAGUGUCUGUAUGGGCCAGGGGUGUGUCAGUGUCUGUGUGUGCGCCAGGGGUGUGUCAGUGUCUGUGUGUGCCAGGCGUGUGCCAGUGUCUGUGUGUGCCAGGCGUGUGCCAGUGUCUGUGUGUGCCAGACGUGUGCCAGUGUCUGUGUGUGCCAGGCGUGUGCCAGUGUCUGUGUGUGUGUGUGUGUGUGUGUGUGUGUGUGUGCCAGGGGUGUGUCAGUGCCCCCACAUCUGUGAAGGCACCAUUAAUGCAGACAUAUAUGUACACAUUUUGGAGCAGCAUACACUGCCAUCCAGCACCGUCUUCUCCAGGGACGUCCCAGAGUUUUCAGCAGGACGACUUGAAACACAUACGGUCGGGAUUAUAAGUGCAUGUCUGUGA